UAGUUUACAAAGACUUGUGUUCACACUCUGUUAAGCAACAAGGGAGAACACCCGUGAGCAGUCAUCACUUGACAGAAGAAUGAUUUCCUUCUUAUAUUUAGGACUCAUUUUUUUUACACAAGUAAAGGCUGGACUUCGGUCAUCUGAUGAUUUGGUUAUGUUUGCCUCACCUGGAGGUAGUGUUACUUUGCCAUGUGCCAUAAAAUCAAUUGAAUCCUGCUCCUCUAUUAACUGGGACAGGGCUGAGCAGGGUUGGAUUAGCUGGUAUGGACCAAUGACCAAGGUGGUGAGGGCUGGGACGGUGACGGCUGCCAAGGCCCACAAGUACCGCCUGCUAAAUAACUGUUCUCUGCAGAUAAAUAACAUGGCGACUGAUGACGCAAGAGUUUACACGUGUGACAAUAAAAAACUCAAUUCUACGGUUGCACUUUCAAUCCUCCAACUUGACAACUCAACUUCCACAACAGAGGAGAUAACACUUCAGUGUUACCUCAACACAUUUAAAGGAUCUCCUCAUUGUAAUUUCAGUCAGAUACAAUUCAGGUGGAGCAUGGAGGACAAUACACCGAUUCAUGGACGCAGAUUUCGUGUUACAAAUCAAUCUAAAUGCAUAGACAAUCUACUCAUAACUAAAAAGGCAACAGAUCAUUUCAGAAACUGGAAGUGCCAUUUAAUUCAGAAUGGUUCCCAUAAAGCCACCGCUAGUUUUACAACAAAACUCCCAAAAGAUGGCAUAGAGGAAGUGUUUGCUGCAGUGGGUGAGUCAGUGUCAUUCUCUUGUAGCAACACUUCCUCUUCUGGUUUAGGUGGCGAAGGCCGACCGCAGUCAAUUUUUAUAAAUGAAGGCUCGUCAUCAGUCAUUACCAAAGUCAGCACGACACAUUCAGGAGAUUACAAGUGUUUAGACCCCACUAAUGAACAACACAAACAUUUCAGACUGCACACCUUUGAUGUUACCUCAGAGUAUGGUCCAGAUGGAAAUAAUCUCACCUUGACUUGUGUACUAACCUGCGCUAAUAAAACAUGUGAAAAAGACUUCAACUUAACCUGGUCAAACAGGGACCCACACAGCUGGCAAAGUGGGUUAAUGAAUAAAAGUGGCAAUCUCAUAAACAAACUGUUUUUCCCUGUUCUUCCAAUAAGAUCAGAUGAAACUGUGUGCUCUGUGCGUAGAGAAGGAGCUGUAGUGGCCUCAAAGACGUGGUCCUCUUUUAACUCCCUCCGUAGUCUUGCGUGGUUAGCCCUUCCUGUUGGCAUCCUUGUGUGCAUCACUGUUGGAGGAAUCUACGUGUACAUGAAGAGGAAGCACAACAAGGAUGCAGACAAUGAACAGGCAGAUAUUGGAAUGACACAUGUUUAUGAGGACGUUCAAGAUAUUGAUAAUGAGGAACUACAACGACAAAGUCCACUCAGAAGAAGCCCUGCCACCACUGACAGUUUCUAUGAUUUAUUACAGGCUGUAAACUAACACUGAAUAAAACGUCAUGUAAGUAAAAAGAUUAUUAGGUAAUACAAACACAGUGUAUGGCAGUGGUUCCCAACCUUUUUUGGCUCGUGACCACAUUUUAACAUCACACAUUUCUGGUGACCCCAGACAUUCAAAAUGGAGGCUUUUUUUUU
Molecule: messenger RNA, 1620 nt
Organism: Sphaeramia orbicularis (orbiculate cardinalfish)
Lineage: Eukaryota; Metazoa; Chordata; Actinopteri; Kurtiformes; Apogonidae
Exons: 8
Coding region: 80-1468 (462 amino acids)
Biological process (GO): T cell activation; interleukin-15-mediated signaling pathway; positive regulation of ERK1 and ERK2 cascade
Cellular component (GO): membrane raft; external side of plasma membrane
Molecular function (GO): MHC class II protein binding; protein tyrosine kinase binding
Source: RefSeq, a predicted model, not a curated record